This is a messenger RNA of Aricia agestis (brown argus), 2053 nucleotides long. It is a transcript of the gene mtDNA-helicase, whose product is annotated as twinkle protein, mitochondrial. Gene Ontology annotation, molecular function: 5'-3' DNA helicase activity; ATP binding; ATP hydrolysis activity. Gene Ontology annotation, biological process: mitochondrial DNA replication. The coding region runs from base 47 to 2017 and encodes 656 amino acids. Lineage: Eukaryota; Metazoa; Arthropoda; Insecta; Lepidoptera; Lycaenidae. Gene Ontology annotation, cellular component: mitochondrion. The transcript is spliced from 10 exons. The record is from RefSeq and is a predicted model, not a curated record.
GGUUAUUUGCUUGUUUACAAUUUUUAUAUAAACUUUACUCUUCAAAAUGUAUCAUAGUCUAAAAACAAAUAGGUUAAAUAAGUUACUUGUUACAAAAAAAUUAAGUUCCUAUAAAUGUGUCAUUGUAAAAUAUAUUCAUAGCUUGGGCUUGAACGACAUUCCUAAAGUAACCGUGAGUGAUAUUCGAAAAUUGCUCCGGCAAAAGGGAUUUGCAGUACAAGAUGGGUUUACAGCUUUAACGGCAAAGUGUACAAUAUGCCAAAUUCCUGAAGACCAGAAAAAAACCGAAAAUAAGUUGUACGUCAAUAAAAUUACGGGUAAUUUUUUAUGCCCCAAAUGUAAUGUUCAUGGUGAUUGGAAUAUUCUGGAACGAAUUAUAAAAAAAGGCAAACUAGAAGGAACAAUCAAGGAGUACAUAGAACAGUUACAAAAUGAAGCUAAUGAAUUCCAAAAGAAGUGGCAAAAGAUUGUUGAUGAAACAUCUCCGUUAUCCAGCUUAGAUGAAAGUGAAGCUAUUAACCUAUUUCGUUUGUUUGAAUAUCCAUAUUACAGUGAAGCCACAAAAGUAUUAUCCGAAGUUCGAGUCUCCAGUGAUCACACAGUAUUAUAUUACCCACUCACAAACUCUCUAGACAAAGUUGUUGGGUACCGGAAAGUCAAAGCCGGCUUAGAAGAUGAGCCGGAGUAUUGUGGAAUGCAUACAGCGGGCCUAUUUCAAUGUAGAGCCACAAAAGCUAGGAGUGAUCAAGCUAUAUUGGUACCUGAUAUACAAGAUGUGUUAAGUUUAGCUGAUAGUAAAGUGCCAGGAACCCUUGUAUGGCUGAACAACUGCAGCCUACCUCCUGUGGUGCUCCCCACGCUGGAAAAUCAUCAAAGACUAUGUCUGUGGGGAGACUGGAACAACAUGCGCGCUGUGGCUGAAAAGCUGGGUGAACAGAGAUGCCGGUUUAUAAGGCCAACAGACGGCCUCGUGACGGCGUCUGAGGCGGCGCAGGCAAACCUGUCGCUGAAGACCCUGGUGUCGGAAGCCAAGCCCGCCGCGCACCGCGCCAUCACCACCUUCGCCUCGCUCAGGGACGACGUGUACGCUGAACUCACUAACCUUGAUAAGGUCCGCGGUGUAAAAUGGCGUCGUUUCCCGGCGUUGUCGCGUCUGCUGGGCGGGCACCGGCGCGGGGAGCUCACCGUCAUCACCGGACCCACCGGCUGCGGCAAGACCACGCUCUGCGCUGAGAUGUCCCUCGACCUCGCUAUGCAGGGGGUGACAACCCUGUGGGGUAGUUUCGAGAUCCGCAACUCUCGUCUGGCGCGCACGAUGCUGCAGCAGUUCGCGGGCGUGCCGCUGGAGCAGCACCUCCAGGAGUUCAACACGCACGCCGACGACUUCCAGAAGUUACCCAUAUACUACCUCGCCUUCCAUGGCCAGCAGCCGCUUAAUGUUGUAAUGGAGGCGGUAGAACACGCGCGUUAUAUGCAUGACAUUUCCCACGUGAUAGUGGACAAUGUGCAGUUCAUGCUGGGGCUAUCGGCGACGGGCGAGGACCGGUUCGCGCGGCAGGACGCCGUCGUCGCCGCCUUCCGCGCGUUCGCAACCGCGCGACACACGCAUGUCACGCUUGUUAUGCAUCCGCGAAAGGAGCGUGAGUCGGAAGAUCUAUCGACAAGUUCCAUUUUCGGCAGCGCGAAAGCGUCUCAAGAGGCAGAUAACGUUCUUAUCAUUCAGGAUAAAAGACUGACAGCGGUCCGUGGCAAAAAAUAUUUGCAAGUCGCAAAAAAUAGGUACAGCGGCGACUUGGGUAUAGUGCCGCUCGAUUUUGACAAAGAUGCCCUUAGUUAUCAAUCUAAGAAGAAGUCCAAGAAACAAGAUGAACCCGAAAAAGCACUCGAUGAGAGUUUAGAAGAGUUCUCUAUAGAUGAGCCAGUGCACAACAACAAAUCGACAAAACAUAAAAAGACUAGACCCAGUGACGCUGAAAGUUAUCUAAGUGAUAUAUUAAAUUUGAACAGAACUAGAUAACUUAUAAGUUAUAACUAUAAGGAUAAACUUUUUAAU